Molecule: messenger RNA, 761 nt
Organism: Ciona intestinalis (vase tunicate)
Lineage: Eukaryota; Metazoa; Chordata; Ascidiacea; Phlebobranchia; Cionidae
Product: SNARE-associated protein Snapin-like
Biological process (GO): lysosome localization; lysosome organization; regulation of synaptic vesicle exocytosis
Cellular component (GO): BLOC-1 complex; BORC complex; synaptic vesicle
Molecular function (GO): SNARE binding
Source: RefSeq, a predicted model, not a curated record
AUGGGAUAUUUAUUCCAUUAAUUGUAGAUGGCUGACUCUAAUACUGACCACACCACUACAGAUGGCAAUGAAACUGCGAAUGGGAUUUGUGGAGUAAUAAAACCAGUUGUGCAAAGAAUUGAUAAUCAGGUUGAAGCAGUAAGAAAGUCCCAGUUGGAGCUGAGAGUUAAAAUAGAAGAAGUUUCAUCCGAUCUUCAGCGAAUCAGUGAAGAGCAGCCUGUGAAUGUGAACUUUGACCCUUAUAUUCGUCGCCUUAUAAACUCAAAGCGACGAGUUACACUUAUUAACAAUAUAAUUCAAAAUGUCCAUGACCGGUUGGAACGAUUACAGCGUAACGCGGAACAAGAGACAAACCGUGUAAAAACAAUUGUUCAAGCUGAAUCUGCUUUAAUUAAUGUAACACAGGGGGUUACUGGUGAUCCUUCAUAAUUCUGUGUUCAAUAACAAUCUAAUUGUUCGGCAUAAGUUUUUUUUCUGUUUGUGCAAUAAGUGAUUAUUUUUAUUACCCGUAAAGAAAACAUAUUGUUUUGAUUAUUCACUAAAGCGAAGCAUUUUUUACUAAUUUCACUUAUAUAAUUAGCCUGGGUGUUGGGGUAAUGACCCAAUUCUGGUCUAAAUCCUAGGUUCCUUUUGAUAAGGACCUUCCUCACCCAUAUAGCAUAGAAGCAUAUUGCUGUCGUUGUUGUUUUAAUUACACAUUGAUUGUUCCCUGUAAAGUUGGUAUUCUGUUGAAUGACAACAAAUGUUCCAAAUCACAACAA